AUGACUUCCCUAAACCACAGAUCACUGUCCAGCCAGAAACCCAGUCAGCAAUCAAAGGCUCCAAUUUGAGUUUUGUAUGUUCAGCAGCCAGCAGCAGUGAUUCCCCAAUGACUUUUGCAUGGAAGAAAGACAAUGAAUUACUGCAAGAUGCUGAAAUGGAGAAUUAUGCACACCUCCGGGCACAGGGCGGUGAAGUGAUGGAAUACACUACCAUCCUUCGACUGCGCAAUGUUGAGUUCAGUAAUGAAGGGAAAUACCAGUGUGUUAUUUCUAAUCAUUUUGGUUCAUCCUACUCUGUCAAAGCCAAACUUACAGUAAACAUGCUGCCUUCAUUUACAAAGAUCCCCAUGGACUUAACCAUUCGUGCUGGGGCAAUGGCACGUUUGGAAUGUGCUGCAGUUGGGCAUCCUGUCCCACAGAUUGCUUGGCAGAAAGAUGGUGGAACAGAUUUUCCUGCAGCACGCAAGAGGCGCAUGCAUGUCAUGCCUGAAGAUGACGUAUUCUUUAUUGUUGAUGUCAAGAUUGAGGACACAGGCGUUUAUAGCUGUACAGCUCAAAACACUGCUGGAAGCAUUUCAGCUAAUGCAACAUUAACAGUACUAGAAACACCAUCAUUUUUGCGGCCUUUGCUAGAUCGAACUGUAACAAAAGGUGAAACUGCAGUCUUGCAGUGUAUUGCUGGUGGUAGCCCUCCACCCCGACUGAAUUGGACUAAGGAUGACAGCCCUCUCUUGGUAACAGAAAGACACUUCUUUGCUGCGGGCAAUCAGUUACUAAUUAUUGUGGAUACAGAUGUAGAAGAUGCUGGCAAAUAUACUUGUGAAAUGUCUAAUACGCUUGGAACGGAACGAGGCAACAUUCGUCUUAGUGUAAUUCCUACUCCCACCUGUGAUUCUCCUCAAAACAUUGCCCCAUCACUUGAUGAUGAUGGAUGGGCCACAGUUGGCAUUGUGAUCAUAGCUGUGGUUUGCUGUGUGGUGGGCACUUCCUUGGUGUGGGUGGUCAUCAUCUACCACACCAGACGGAGAAAUGAAGAUUGCAGCAUCACAAAUACAGAUGAAACAAAUUUGCCUGCAGACAUUCCAAGUUACCUGUCAUCCCAGGGGACACUGGCUGAAAGGCAGGACGGAUAUGGUUCAUCUGAAAAUGGCAGUCAUCAUCAGUUCCUCACAUCUUCUGUGGGAGGGUAUUUCUUGCAGCAGAGGGACAGUAAUGGCAUUUGCCAUCUAGAUAAUGGCAGCGAAACAGACUUGGAGGGUGUUGCAGAUCCAUUCCUCUGCCACUAUCUAGGGACUUCAGGGACCUUGUAUUUAAAAGGAAAUAUGUAUGGCUCUGAGGCCUUUGAAGCAUACAGUGCAAGUUGCAGCCCUGACCAAAGAACAGCAUGCCUGGACCCUUAUGAGUCUGGAUAUUUAAAGAAAAAGGAAUGCUAUCAAUACUCACCUCCACUGGAAGAUCCCUUUGACCAGUGUGUUGGCAUUAUUGGGAUGCAGGCUGCAAGUAGCAGAUUGAUUAACUCUGUUUAUACUCAAAAUGAAGGAACUGGACUAAAAAGCAAAAGUCCGAACUCAGACGCAUUUGAUUUCAGUAGAAGUUUGGAACCCUCGUCUAUUGUCAGUAACAGCACUUUCAUGGGAACAUUUGGAAAGCCUUUAUGGAGGCCUCAGCUGGACUCCCUCUCAAGUUGUAGACAGCCAGAGAAUUGCCAACCAAAACCUUCCUGUAAUAAUCAUCAUGCCUCACUGGACUUCAGUGUAGAGGCAGAUGAAGAUGGAAAGGAAAGGACAGUUUCUAGAGGAGAAAAUAGCAUUUAUACUUACAAACAGUCCUUUGAAAACUUUAGGACUUCUACUUUUCAAUCCUUUGAUUUGGAUACAUAGCUCCUUUUGGACCUGCCUUUGAUUUCUGGAACCAAAGACAUACUUUGACAUACUACUACCUCAGUGUGGAAUUUUAUUUAAAAAGGGUGUGAAGAAAGGAAGAAGGGAAGAAAGAAACCACGUGAUGCUAUGAAUUCAGAACAAAACAAAUGCAUUUUUAUUCAAAUAAAGCAUAAUUGCCAAAAUGUUCUACAUUUUUAUACAGGGAAGACAUUCUUUAUAAAAAUACUAUAAUUCUAAUUAUUUUAUAGCUUUGUUUUAUACAAAUAAUAUCUUUGUAAAUUAAUGAUGUAAAUAGUACAGCAUAUCUAUUUCUAUGUCAGACUUCAUUAUAUUGAAAUUAGUAGUGAGCAUUCUAAUUUUGUACUGUUACUUGUACCUUUUUACAAAUGGAAACUCCAUGCUGUUUGCAGGUAUCAUGCAUCUUAUUUGCACAUUAUUUUUAAUAAAAUAUGCUGCCAUGUGGUCUCUGACCCACAUUA
This is a messenger RNA of Nestor notabilis (Kea), 2362 nucleotides long. RefSeq names its product leucine-rich repeats and immunoglobulin-like domains 3 (gene LRIG3). Gene Ontology annotation, molecular function: cell-cell adhesion mediator activity. Gene Ontology annotation, biological process: homophilic cell-cell adhesion; axon guidance; dendrite self-avoidance. Gene Ontology annotation, cellular component: plasma membrane; axon. The record is from RefSeq and is a predicted model, not a curated record. The transcript has 7 exons. NCBI's taxonomy places the organism in Eukaryota, Metazoa, Chordata, Aves, Psittaciformes, Psittacidae. The annotation marks the transcript as partial.